Messenger RNA from Brassica rapa (field mustard), 2770 nucleotides. RefSeq names its product probable methyltransferase PMT26. NCBI's taxonomy places the organism in Eukaryota, Viridiplantae, Streptophyta, Magnoliopsida, Brassicales, Brassicaceae. Gene Ontology annotation, cellular component: endosome; cytoplasm; trans-Golgi network. Gene Ontology annotation, molecular function: methyltransferase activity. The record is from RefSeq and is a predicted model, not a curated record.
AAUUAAAUCAAUAUCUAUGAUUCUAUCACACAUAUAUAUAUAUAUACAUUUAUCUCGCAAUCGCAGACCUCUCUUAUCCCGUGCCAUUCGAAUUUUCUCGAGAAAGUGACGACUGAGAAAGAAAAUGGCUCCGUAGCUGCAACUCUCGCGAUUUCGAUUCUCCCUUCCUCUCGCCUUCUCGUAUUUGCUCAUCGCCUGUAUCAGGUAGGUGUGAAAACGUUUUGUUGGAUUAGGAGUGUCAUGGCACAGCCAAGGUACACUAGGAUAGACAACACCAGGAGGCCGGCGUCGAGCUAUUGCUCAACGGUGACUAUAGUUGUGUUCGUGGCGCUAUGCUUAGUCGGGAUUUGGAUGAUGACGUCAUCCUCUCUUGGACCAGAUCAGAGUGUUGACGUGGUUCCUCUUGACAACAAAGAUGGGAUCAAGAACCAGAUGACCCCUCCUGAAGACGCAGCUGGUGAAACACCCAAGGAGGAGAAAAAAGGAGAUGGUGAUGAGAGCUCAAGCAAGGAAGAGAAGACUAAAGAAGAGUCUACUUCAUCUGGUGAGACGAAAAGUGAGACUGAAGGUUUGAAAGACAACCCGGAAGAAGAGAAUCCUGACUCUAAUGAAAAGCAAACUAAGCCGGAGACGGAGGAUAAUGAGUCCGGUGAGGAUGGUGAGAACCAAAAGAAGUUCGAGGCUGAUGGAAUUGAGAAAAAGUCCAGUGACGAUGAGACAGGCAAUGAAGGUGCUGAAACAAAGCCUGAGAAAGAAAACUCCAAGACAAAUGUGGAGCAAGAGAGUCAACCUAAAAACGAGACCUCAGGUGGGGCACAGUUAGAGCUAGUGAAUGAAACUAUUGCGCAAAACGGUUCGUUUUCAACUCAGGCCACAGAAUCCAAAAAGGAGAAAGAAGCUCAGAAGAGUUCUGGUGAUCAAAUUGAUUUCAAAUGGAAGGUCUGCAAUACAACCGCCGGGCCGGAUUACAUCCCCUGUCUUGAUAAUGUGCAAGCCAUUAGGAGUCUUAAGAGUACUAAACAUUAUGAGCAUCGUGAGAGGCAUUGCCCAGACAGCCCACCCACCUGUCUCGUUCCUUUGCCUGAAGGAUAUAAGCGGCCAAUUGAGUGGCCGAAAAGUCGAGAAAAGAUCUGGUACACCAACGUCCCUCAUACCAAGCUUGCUGAGUAUAAAGGGCAUCAAAAUUGGGUUAAAGUGACCGGUGAGUAUCUAACAUUUCCCGGAGGAGGAACCCAAUUCAAGCAUGGUGCUCUUCAUUACAUCGAUUUCAUACAGGAGUCUGUCUCUGAUAUCGCUUGGGGUAAACGCUCGCGUGUGGUCUUGGAUGUUGGGUGUGGUGUUGCAAGCUUUGGAGGUUUCCUCUUCGACAGAGACGUGAUCACAAUGUCCCUUGCACCUAAAGACGAACAUGAAGCUCAAGUGCAGUUUGCUCUUGAGAGAGGCAUUCCUGCUAUUUCUGCAGUGAUGGGCACUACGAGGCUACCUUUCCCUGGCAGAGUUUUCGACAUUGUUCACUGUGCUCGCUGUAGAGUGCCAUGGCACAUAGAAGGUGGAAAACUCCUUCUGGAGCUAAACCGUGUAUUGAGACCCGGAGGCUUCUUUGUGUGGUCUGCUACUCCUGUUUAUCAGAAGAAGACAGAAGAUGUUGGAAUCUGGAAAGCUAUGAGUGAACUCACUAAGAAAAUGUGUUGGGAACUCAUAUCUAUUAACAAGGACAAGAUCAACGGAAUCGGUGUAGCUACUUACAAAAAGCCUACUUCAAAUGAAUGCUACACAAGCAGAUCAGAACAAAAUCCUCCAAUUUGUGCCGAAUCUGAUGACCCAAAUGCAUCUUGGAAAGUCCCACUUCAAGCAUGCAUGCACACAGCACCAGAAGACAAAACGCAGCGUGGAUCUCAGUGGCCGGAGCAAUGGCCAGCGAGAUUAGAUAAACCACCGUACUGGCUAUCGAGUUCGCAGACCGGAGUUUAUGGAAAAGCGGCACCAGAGGAUUUCAGCGCUGAUUAUGAGCACUGGAAACGAGUAGUGACCAAAUCAUACCUUAAAGGCUUAGGAAUCAACUGGGGAACUGUUAGAAAUGUCAUGGACAUGAAAGCCGUUUAUGGAGGAUUUGCAGCGGCUCUAAGAGAAAUGAAAGUGUGGGUGAUGAACGUGGUUCCAAUAGAUUCACCAGACACGUUAGCAAUAAUCUAUGAGCGAGGACUGUUUGGUAUCUACCACGAUUGGUGUGAAUCUUUCAGUACUUACCCGAGAUCAUAUGAUCUUCUUCACGCCGAUCAUCUUUUCUCCAAACUCAAACAAAGGUGCAAUCUGACGGCGGUUGUUGCGGAGGUGGAUAGGGUACUGAGACCGGAAGGGAAGCUGAUAGUGAGGGACGACGCGGAGACGAUACAAGAGGUGGAAGCGAUGGUGAAAGCGAUGAAAUGGGAAGUGCGUAUGACUUACUCGAAGGAAAAAGAAGGUUUGCUUUCUGUUCAAAAGUCAAUUUGGCGACCCGAAGAGGUAGAGACUCUCACUUACGCUAUCGCCACUUGAGAUUAAAAAAAACUUAGUCCGAGUCGGUCUCUUUUUGUACGUAAACACACGCUCUUGUCUUAACUCCUUGUUAUGAUCAUCAUCAUCAUCAUUUCUUUUUCAAUCUUUAGGAAAUUCCUUUUAUUUUUUAAGGGUCGAGUAUGAGUUUAGUUAUGUGUUUGUACUAUUCAAAUUUUUUUCUUCGUAACGUUCUUGAGGUUGUUCUAUGGUAAAGUUAGAAUAAUGUGAGAUGUAA